Messenger RNA from Phyllopteryx taeniolatus (common seadragon), 1318 nucleotides. RefSeq names its product dynein light chain Tctex-type family member 5 (gene dynlt5). Bases 736 to 1251 code for a protein of 171 amino acids. Gene Ontology annotation, cellular component: cytoplasm; cytoplasmic dynein complex. Gene Ontology annotation, biological process: microtubule-based movement. The transcript has 4 exons. NCBI's taxonomy places the organism in Eukaryota, Metazoa, Chordata, Actinopteri, Syngnathiformes, Syngnathidae. Gene Ontology annotation, molecular function: dynein intermediate chain binding. The record is from RefSeq and is a predicted model, not a curated record.
UGAAUACUAACGUAAUUAUUAUUAUUUUACGUAGGUAUAACAUUCCGAGUGACUGCACCGCUUUGUGAUGUCUACAAAUUGUCGAUGCGCAGCGUCACUAAGCGUUACGGUCAUGACGCAAUCGUGUUGAUUUGAUCAAAACUGCGCCCACUGUUCUGUCUUUCGAAAGAAUUCAGACGCAAAUACGAAAUCACAUUUGAAUUGAUCGCACACCCCCAUCCAAAAACAAAAAAACAAACCAAAAAAAAGAAUAAGACAGUGUUAUGGUCACUGUAGCAACGUCGUGACAUCGUUGCCAGUCUUGCAGAUGAAACAUUUAAAACGAGUAGCUUACAUUUGAUUGGAGCUGCACUACAUAACGCCUGACAAACUCAAAAUUUCCACGCUGUUGUUGGUGAGAUAAAUCUUUUGAUGACUGACAAAUGCGCUUUUUAAUCACUGCAAACAUGAUUCCCUAUAUUAGUUCUUCAUGUUUUGUAGUACAUUAUAAAAUGAGUACGUGUCACGCUUCCAGCCAAAUAAACCGUGAAUAAAUCCACAAAGCAAUCCAAUUUCUGUGAAGGAAGCCCCGCCCCUGAGUUUGUUGUCAUGACGACGCCUAACUAAAACGCCUGCUGGAAAACGCUGGUACGCUUUGAGUUGACGCGAAAGUGCCGCCUGUACAAAUCAGACGAUUGUACAAAUGUGCGCGAGUUGGCGUUGUUUUGUUAUUUGAGCUCCUUUUGUCGUCGGAAUAUGUCGGAAGUGCACAAAGACAAAGCUGUCAAAAGAGACAAGAAGACCAGCAAGGUGCCUUCGGAGGGAAGUCACGGAGUCAAAAACACGGCCGGCAAGACCAAGGACUCUUUAAGCAACGUGUCCUGCAUCGAUGAACAUCACGAUGAGCGGAUGGUGGUCACGCUUGAGAACACCUACCAGCUAGGCCCUCGCAAACGCUUCCCUGCCCCUGCUGUUGUGGAAAUCCUCAAGGAUGUGCUCGCAAGCUACCUCGAAGAGGAGAAAUACGAAGUGGAAUGGGCACGGCAAAUGGCCAAAACCGUAUGCGAGGUGAUACGAGCCCGUGUCAAGGAGCUCAUGAUCCGCAGGUACAAGGUGGUCGUCUCGGUUCACGUCGGGCAGCUGGCCGGGCAGAGCAUGCAGAUCAGCAGCCGCUGUCUGUGGGACCCGUCCAACGACACCUUUGCGUCGUGGUCUUUGAAGAACACUUCUCUGUAUGGAGUGGCCAGUGUCUAUGCCGUUUACUUUGAGUGAAGCAAACGUUCCCUUGGCUAUUGCUUGAUUUCCAUACAUCUAACAAAGAUCAAAUGCGUCACCAACA